AAAUAUUUAAUAUACUUCUACUAUCAUGUAUUCAACCAUCCUACAGUGUUGGUUUGUUCACACCACCAUGGUACGCUUUUCAAACCAUAUGUAUGUUCUCAUUUCAAUACCAUAUGCAUAGACCGAUGAAAAUUGGCUAAAUUCUUUUUGUUCAAAAAAUAUAUCAAAAUGAAUAUCAUUUUGAAAAAUAUAAUUAAUCUGAUCUAACUGUGAAAAAAAAUUAAAUUUCAACUUAAAAUGAGUGAGAAAUCAUCUGUCAAAUUAAAAACUUUCCAGAAGAAAUAAAAAUGUUGACGUAAAUGAGCAACUAAUGACUACUCACCAUAAUAACUAAUAACAUUACUGACCUAAUCCAGCCGCACCAUAUCGCUGCUUCCUAAUCUCACGGUCACGGAGCUCACCUUCACCUUCCCUUUCUCUCACUGACCCCAACCAUCUGGUCAUCCAUUUUCCUCGACUUCCCAUCCCAGACCAGAAAACAAUUCCAAAUUGAAUAGAAGUCUCCGCCGCCACGUCAGCCGAUCCUCUCGCGAGUUCCCCUUUCUUCUCCGUCGCGGCCGCAACCCUUAAUUUCACCUCCAUCUACGCGAAGUCCUACUCUAAUUCAGUCAGUCAUAUUCACUCGAUUUUCCUGUUAGCUGUGCACUUGGACUCAAUAUUUUCAAUGGAGGAAGCUGGAGGAAUUGAAACCGUCCCGCCGCUGGUGAAGUUCAGAGCUGACUUUUCCAGAAUCUUCCAGCACUAUCUUGAUAGAUCAGCGCCUCUGCCGCUGCAGAGGUGGCUUGGGACGCUGGUUGUGGCGCUGAUAUACGUCUGGCGGAUUUACUCUGUCCAGGGGUUCUACGUCGUCUCGUACGGGCUUGGGAUCUAUGUCCUGAAUCUGUUGAUCGGGUUUCUUUCGCCGAAAGUUGAUCCGGAGGUUGAAGCUCUUGAAUCUCUUGAUGGAGCUUUGCCGACUAAAACUUCAGAUGAAUUCAGGCCGUUUGUUCGCCGGCUUCCUGAAUUCAAGUUCUGGUACGCCAUCACCAAGGCUUUUAUAAUUGCUUUCAUCAUGACACUGUUCUCCGUGCUGGAUGUGCCCGUUUUCUGGCCAAUACUCUUGAUUUAUUGGGUAGUUCUCUUUGUUCUCACUAUGAAGAGACAAAUUCUGCAUAUGAUCAAGUACAAGUAUGUACCUUUCGACUUGGGAAAGAAGAAGUACAAGGGGAGCAAGCGUUCUGAAGGUAGUAGUAGUAGCAAGUCGCGAGACUGAACUACAUGAAGAGCUGAUGCUUCCUUGAAACUGGCUGUGUUUUGCUCAACUGAGAAACUUGGAGUUUUCUAUCUGCUUGUAGGUUGAGGGGUGUUGGCAUGUCUUGAAGAUGGUUGCUAUCGGCAAGAAACGUCUUGAUACUCCCCACUCUGCUUACCAGAAAGUGUGGUUGUUAGCUUUUAGUUGUGCUCGUAGUUCAAACAAGAGUCGAUCCUUGUUGGGUGCUUUAUUGUAUUAAAAUUCUUCAACUAACAUGUCUGAAAGGUUGUCUUUGUUUUUUCGGGGUACAAGCGGUUUAUUGGGGUGUGUUUUAAAAGCGAAAUGGGUAGCAAAGUUACAGAAGAGUGUGAAAGCUACUGAAGUAUUUAGGGUCCCUUGGUCAAUUUUAUCCUUGUCGUCUUUUACACCGAAUGUUAUACAUACUUCGACGGUGAUGAAUUCCCUCUACCAAAAAAACUGGUUUGGUCAUUUGUAUGAUUCCACAUUAAUCAUUCCGCAAACUUGGACUUUUUCCAGCACUUUAUUUAAAAAAAAAAAUUACAAAAAUACCACCCAAUCCCAAAAUAUUCCAAAAAUACCUCCAUUUUUCGAAAACCGCCACCCCACCCUGCGGCAGUGGCGGAUCCAGAAGGUGGCCAUCCCGGGCCCCGGCCCAGCCCUCCUCUGGAUCCGUAGUUAGUAUAGGCCUUAUGAAUUUUUCGAUUUUAGAUAUUUGGGUCGUUGUUAUUUUAAAAUAAGAUUGAGUAUAAUUAGAAAAUAAUUCAAAUGAACAUAUUCAAAAUCA
Molecule: messenger RNA, 2036 nt
Organism: Linum trigynum
Lineage: Eukaryota; Viridiplantae; Streptophyta; Magnoliopsida; Malpighiales; Linaceae
Source: the annotation of a GenBank genome assembly